AUGGAUCGAUUGAAGACAAAGCGUUCGGUUCGACGGACGAAGAACACCAAGCUGAUCAACGAGGUGUGUUCCUUGCUUCAAGAGCCCGACGUGACCGUGACUGCCCUCAACGGCCUUCGUGAUCGUCUCAUCGCAAGCAACGACGAACUGAAGCAACUUAACGUGCAGAUUGACCCCCUCGUUGCGGAUGAAGAUCUGGAGGCCGAGUACUCUACCGUCGGAUACUACGAGGAUGAGUUCGUGAAAGCCCUGAGUGACAUCAAGAGUAAGUUGGCUGCUUUACAAAUGUCAUCAAGCGCGUCUGCUCCUGUCAACAGCUCGGCGACCGGCCCCGAAAAGCCCCGCAACACGGGUGUAAAACUUCCUAAACUUCAGUUGGUUCAGUUCAAGGGAGAAUUAUCACAGUGGCAACAGUUCUGGGAACAAUUUGAGGCGACAGUCCACAACAACGAUCAACUGUCGGAUGUAGAGAAACUGCAGUACCUGCGUUCGCUUCUGGUUGGCCCAGCAGCCACUGCAAUAUCAGGAUUACAGUGCACAGCAGCGUGCUACAAGGACGCGCUGGACAUUCUCACCCAACGUUUCGGAGACAAACGCCGUAUCGAACGUGAGCAUCUCCACAAUCUGAGACACCUUCCUCGCGUGAAGUCGUCAGAAGAUGUUCCGGCGCUCCGAAAGCUGUACGACCGGGUCCAAACGAACACACGCGGCCUGCAAUCACUUGGGGUCUCCAGCACUACAUAUUCCUCCAUGAUGGUGGACAUUCUUUUAUCGGUGCUUCCGUCCGACAUCGUGGUUGAAUAUCACUGA
Messenger RNA from Ornithodoros turicata, 810 nucleotides. RefSeq lists its product as uncharacterized. The record is from RefSeq and is a predicted model, not a curated record. Lineage: Eukaryota; Metazoa; Arthropoda; Arachnida; Ixodida; Argasidae. Bases 1 to 810 code for a protein of 269 amino acids. The transcript has a single exon.